AUGUCCGACAGCCCAGAUCUCCAUGAUGGCAGUGAAGCUGCCUCUCUGCUUGCAUCGAACCAAAAUGAUGCGGCCACACGAGAUGUUGUUCGUCGAGUGCCGCGGAAGAAUAUUUCUCGCCUCACUUUGUGUUGCCUAGCCUUAUUUUUUAUUGUGGAGAUGUUCAAUUUCGUCACAUAUGCUCCCCUCACAGUUCUGUUCGAGAAUGUGAUAUGCGAUGCUUACUACUCUAAGAGGUCGUCGACUCGGUCUGGUGGGUACUAUGAUUGUAAGAUCGAGCCUAUUCAGGGAGAUCUUGCACGCUUGAAGGGAUGGAAAGGGUUCUUCGAUACUCUACCAGUAUUCAUAGUAGCUUUUCCGUUAGGAAAAGCUUCAGAUACACUGGGUCGAAAAUUUGCUUUGGCAAGCAGCAUUGCUAGUGUCCUCGCGGGAUUUUUAUGGAUACUUCUUGUCGGUUAUAUUCCUUCAAUUUUCCCACUCAAAGCAAUAUGGCUAUCCGCCGUGAUGUAUUUGUUCGGUGGUGGAAUCUGUCAAGUUAAUGCCACAAUAAUACUCAUGACCGUUGAAGCAGCGGGGGAACGAUACCGUAGCCAGAUCAUGUACUACACUUACUCUUUAUAUCUUCUCGCUGAGCUGGUGGGUCCAGCCAUCGCCUCAUUUUCCAUCUCGACGUCAUUGUGGCUAUCGUUCCUUUUGGGAAUCACACUCCUCCUCAUGUGCCUGGCUUCAACAUUUUUCAUCCCUGAGACACGCCCUAGAACAGAGAGAAGACAUCCGGAAGACCCUCCGUCCUCGUCACGAGAUGCUUAUGGAGAACGUCGACAGUCCCAGCAUUGGGAAAGAAGCUCUGGCAUUCAAAUUCGGAACUCCAGAGCACUAAUGCGUCAUCGAAAUGUGCUCCUCGCUGCCCCGAUUUUCGUCGUUGGUCAAUUUCGACUUGCCACGCUUAACUUGCUCCUGCAAUAUGCCACCGUUAAAUUCCGCUGGACAUUCUCGAGCGCAGCACUGCUCAUAUCCGAAAUCGCAGCAGUCAAUCUAAUUAUACUCGGUCCUGUUCUUUCGUGGGUUCCAUCAAUACUUCAGCAUCGAUAUGGAUGGAGGACUCGAACUAUUGACCUUUGGAUUCUGCGUGGUAGUCUAGGUUUCUUAUCCAUAGGCGCAUUCAUGAUCGGAAUUGCGCCACGGACUGAUUGUCUUAUAUUCGGCGUUCUGAUCUUUAGCGCAGGAUUCGGCUGUCGAGCUUGCCUUCUCGCGUUAACUACCUCUUGGAUUGAUGAUAACUACCGAGGUCGUUUCUUCGGCAUCACCCAGAUCGUUGAGAAUAUUGGUUUGCUCAUUGCCGACCCCAUCAUACAGAACAUGUUUGCCGCUAGUCUUGGACUUUCUCGGGUUUGGAUAGGUAUCUCUUUUUGGUUCGUAUCCGUGAGUGUAAUCCGGACCUUCACUUUACGAUGA
This is a messenger RNA of Lindgomyces ingoldianus, 1455 nucleotides long. Its product is annotated as MFS general substrate transporter. Gene Ontology annotation, biological process: transmembrane transport. Gene Ontology annotation, molecular function: transmembrane transporter activity. The transcript has 4 exons. Gene Ontology annotation, cellular component: membrane. Bases 1 to 1455 code for a protein of 484 amino acids. The record is from RefSeq and is a predicted model, not a curated record. NCBI's taxonomy places the organism in Eukaryota, Fungi, Ascomycota, Dothideomycetes, Pleosporales, Lindgomycetaceae.